Molecule: messenger RNA, 1798 nt
Organism: Megalops cyprinoides (Indo-Pacific tarpon)
Lineage: Eukaryota; Metazoa; Chordata; Actinopteri; Elopiformes; Megalopidae
Product: rho guanine nucleotide exchange factor 4-like
Exons: 11
Coding region: 202-1719 (505 amino acids)
Biological process (GO): intracellular signal transduction
Molecular function (GO): protein binding; guanyl-nucleotide exchange factor activity
Source: RefSeq, a predicted model, not a curated record
CCAGCUGUGGUCAUUCCUGACGGGGUGCUGGACAAGGCAGGCCUGGGCGACGAUUUGGGCAGCGAGGAGGACCUAUACGAGGAGUUCCGUGGCUCUGGCCAUCGCUUCGGCCACUCGGGCGGAGGAGGGGAGCAGCUGGCCAUUAACGAGCUGAUCAGCGAUGGCAGCGUCUGCGCCGAGGCGCUCUGGGACCAUGUCACCAUGGACGACCAGGAGCUGGGCUUCAAGGCUGGCGACGUCAUCGAAGUAGUGGACGCCACCAACAAGGAGUGGUGGUGGGGGCGGAUCCAGGACAGUGAAGGGUGGUUCCCGGCCAGCUUUGUGCGGUUACGGGUGAACCAGGAUGAGCCCCUGGAGGAGUACCUAGCCAAGCUGGAGGACUCUCGCGAGGAGGACAGCGCCACCAUGGGGAGGCUGCUGGGGCCCGGCCUGCCCUGCAAGGAGCAGAUGAGGGCCAACGUCAUCAACGAGAUCAUGAGCACCGAGAGGGACUACAUCAAACACCUGAAGGACAUCUGCGAGGGCUACAUCAAGCAGUGCCGGAAGAGAACCGACAUGUUCACUGAGGAGCAGCUCCGCACCAUAUUCGGUAACAUAGAGGACAUCUACCGCUUCCAGAAGAAGUUCCUCAAGGCCCUGGAGAAGAAGUUCAACAAGGAGCAGCCCCAUGUCAGCGAAAUUGGCUCCUGCUUCCUAGAGCAUCAAACAGACUUCCAGAUCUAUUCGGAGUACUGCAACAACCACCCCAACGCCUGCCUCCAGCUCUGCAAGCUCACCAAGCUCAACAAGUACGUGCUGUUCUUCGAGGCGUGCCGCCUGCUGCAGAAGAUGAUCGACAUCUCGCUGGACGGCUUCCUGCUCACCCCCGUGCAGAAGAUCUGCAAGUACCCGCUGCAGCUGGCCGAGCUGCUCAAGUACACCAACCCCCAGCACAGGGACUACAGGGACGUGGAGGCGGCCCUUAACGCCAUGAAGAACGUCGCCCGGCUCAUCAACGAGAGGAAGCGGCGGCUGGAGAACAUAGACAAGAUCGCCCAGUGGCAGAGCUCCAUCGAGGACUGGGAGGGAGAGGACGUCCUCAGCAGGAGCUCGGACCUCAUCUUCUCGGGCGAGCUGACCAAGAUCUCCCAGCCCCAGGCCAAGAGCCAGCAGCGCAUGUUCUUCCUCUUCGACCACCAGAUGGUCUACUGCAAGAAGGACCUGCUGCGUCGGGACAUGCUCUACUACAAGGGCCGCAUGGACAUGGACCACGUAGAGGUGCUGGACGUGGAGGACGGCAAGGACAAGGACCUGAACGUGAGCGUGAAAAACGCGCUCAAGCUGCGGUCGCCGGGCGGCGAGGAGGUCCACCUGCUCUGCGCCAAGAAGCCCGAGCACAAGCAGCGCUGGCUGCGCGCCUUCGGCGACGAGCGUGGGCAGGUGCAGCACGACCGCGAGACAGGCUUUGCCAUCACAGAGGUCCAGAAGAAGCAGGCCAUGCUGAAUGCGAGCAAAAGCCAUCCAGCGGGGAAGCCUAAAGCACCGUCCCCCGGGCACGCCUCAGGCUUUCGCCGCCUGUUGGCCCUCAGCACCCCCUCUCUCCUCCACCCCCGCCCCUCCCCGCUCCCCCGGGCUCCGGACGUCCCCUCGUCCCGGCCGCUGCGCCCCAUCACUGCUCCGGCGGUCCUGCGCAGGGCACUGUCCUGGGUGUCCUCUCAGGGUCGUGACCUCUUCCGUUAGAUCACGGCUGUGACCAGGCCCUACUACGACUUCCUUCUGCGUCAGAAGCACCCAGCGCUGCCCUCAGCCCUGUCCCCGG